Caenorhabditis elegans is the source of this 3142-nucleotide messenger RNA. It is a transcript of the gene gon-14, whose product is annotated as HAT C-terminal dimerization domain-containing protein. NCBI's taxonomy places the organism in Eukaryota, Metazoa, Nematoda, Chromadorea, Rhabditida, Rhabditidae. Gene Ontology annotation, molecular function: protein dimerization activity. The coding region runs from base 1 to 2772 and encodes 923 amino acids. The record is from RefSeq and is marked reviewed. The transcript has 14 exons. Gene Ontology annotation, biological process: negative regulation of vulval development.
AUGCUCUACAAAUGCUGUAAAUGUUUGGCGCUGUUGAAUAAAAACAGCAUGGUUAUUGUCCCCAAGGAUCCUGAGAAUCUGAAGAAUUGGAUGGAAAAGUACGAUUUCCAGAUAAAAACGAUAAUGGCCGGUUCAGUUCACUUCCUGUGCAAAACACAUUUGUCGGAGGAUAAAUCUGUCGAAAGAAUUCCCAGUUCCUCUGUCGAAUCAGCUACUGAACAAUAUAUGUUGGAGAUCAAAGAAGAGGAACCUUAUUCUCAAGCUGGAUCAUCAUCUGAAUCAUGGCCAGAAGUUAAAGAAGAAGUCAUUGAACCUGUAGAAGAAAUAGACUACGAUCAUAUGCCAUUUGAAAUAGAGCAAAACAGUUAUGAAACUUUUGAUGAAAGCAAAAGUUACCACAAUUCCUACGAGUCCGAUCAUCAUCAACCAACAACGUCAACCUCAGCGACACGUGCAAUCCGCAGACCUACAACAAAAUCGCUAGAGUUCACAAAUCUCCCGACUUACCUACAAGAGCUGUCUGAUGGAGAAAUUUUGUCGUUUUGUGUGAAAACCAGCAGCAAUUUGAGCGGUGCAACCUCGUUGGAGUGCGGGAUGUGCGAAGAGCAGUACUUUAACAGUACGGACACUCGACCGAUCCGACAUCAUUUAAUUAGUAGACAUGAAGCAACAAUGAAAAAAUACAAAAAUCAUUUUCCAAUAACGGCAGCACCUAAAAUUUAUGCACCAAUUCAACAAGUGACAAUUGACAGAGCUGAUCAAGCAUUGACAAAGUUCUUUAUAAAGAGUGGAAUCCCACUGCGAGCAGUUCAAGAUCGUAAUCUAAAUAUGCUCGCGUUCAACAUGAAUUCAGAAUAUUCUCUUCCAACUGUUGAAACGAUGCAUUCAUUUCUCGAGAAAAUUGCUGAUGCCAAAGCGAACGCAAAAUUGAAUUUCGACGAUAGUCCAGUGACCAUAACAUUUGACACGACGACUUUCAACAAUCGUCACUAUCUGGCUUUUACAGUCCAUUACUAUCAUAUAAGGUCGCGCAUGAGACGAUGUAUUUUCUUACGCGAGUAUGAUAUGACUGGCCCAAUUGUGCCAUCCGUCAUGACUGCGAUCCAGAAAACAAUAGAAGAGUCAGGUUCCCGAUUGAAAAUCACCACUGUUGUAGCGGGAAAAGCAGAAUUUGAGGAUGCUUUAGAAGAUAUGCACUCGUUCAAGCAAGUCAUGAUAUGCUUCUCCCAAAACAUCAACAAAUUCGCAGAGACUCUCAUUGAGCAUCCUGUCUUUGCUGGACCGCUUCAAAAGCUUCGAGACUUUAUCACGAAAUUUCCCACUCAUCGAAAUUCUUGGGGCAAAUUCAAGUCCUAUAUCGUGAAGAAACGUACUUAUGGAGAAUAUCCCGAAGUUGAUAAUGGUCACUGGAUUACUACGUUGGAUUUUAUCACAAAGUGCCUUCACAUGCAUCGACUAUUCAGUGAGUUUGUGUCUACAAGUGCACAACUUCAAUAUAUUGAUGUCGAGGAUAAUGUAAACAUCGUAUAUCUUCAUAGUUUGUUGAAUCUAUGCAAAAGUGCACUGAAAGAGAUGGUCGAUGUGAAAGCAACGAUUGCGGACGUAAUUCCAGCCAUUGCAGAUAUCAGUUUCUCUUUAAUAGUCACCACGAGUAAACAAACAGUCGUUGACGCUGUGAGCACGAUCUUCAAUCAACUUCUUCUUCCAUUCGUCGAGCAAUCAGAUAUACAUCGCUUCGCUUUGUUCCUUCAUCCUCUUCGUCAUGGCUCUGAUCUCCUUGCAUCAGCCGACUGGAUGAAAAUCAAAACUGAUUUAUCCAGUCAUUUAUCUCUCCGUGAAGCAGCUGAAGCCACUCUUGCACAUCCAUCGUCAUUCGACAAUACGAUAACUGCAGAUAAAGAGGUCAAUGCGUUCUCACAGUAUGUGUGCAGAGUUACUGGUGUUGAAACUGGAAUCAUGGAUUGGUGGGCUCGUCACGCCGGUCGCUUCCCUCGUCUGUACAAAUAUGCCAGAGAGCUUUUCAUAAUUCCAGCGUUUUCGAUUGAUGCCGCUUAUUAUCUCGGAGAGUACGGUAUCCUUACACAUUCGAUCAACGAAUCAGAUAUCUCAAAAAGGAAAAUGCUACUUCGUGCAGCGAGUGAAUUAGUUGAAUAUCGCUCGAAGGGAUCUUUGAUGUGCAAACCAAUUUGCGUAAAGCGAAGAAAAGACGCCAAUUCUCCUGAAGAUGCUUGGUAUCAUGCAAUCGAUGUGAGAGCUCUACAGAUUGUAGAUGUACCAUCAGACGAGCCUCCAAAACGAAUGAUUCCUCAACGAACGCCAUUUGUGUAUCAGAAUCCAAACCCACUUCCACCGCAUCGAAUUCUACAAUCGUUUCCCACAAUUCGAACAAACAGAGAAGCACCACAUGGAAGAAGUCUGAAAGAUGAAAUUGCAAAAAUCGCUGCGAAUAGACAGAAGAUUCAGAGAGUGUACACUGUUGCUUCAUCAUCGCCGUACGCGAGGCCUGUUGUCGUUAAAACCGAAUCCAAAGAGGGCAUUGUUGAACAACUGACUCCAUCGGCUCCUCCACCGAAGAGGUACUACGCAGUACGACCUGCGGCAGGCAAUGGAACAAGUGUGAUUCGCGGAAAAGAUGGUCAAGUAUUACGAGUUAUCAGAAAUACCCCUUCAGUCUCCUUCAACUUAAACACUCCUCUGACUGCAUCGAAAAAGAUGUAUUUCAUUCGUACAAAAACUGGUGUUACCCAUCAGCUACAUCAACCUCCACAAUAAUCCCAGCUCAUACAUCUGUACCUCAAUUCACUUUAGUUAUUUGUCACUAGUUGGUAUUUUCAUUGUUUUGUUUUUGUUAUGCUACUUGUUUCGAUAUAUCCGCAUGUUGUUUCAAAUUGACUAUGCUAACGUUUUCUUUUCUCAUCGACCAGUUUACUUCCCUGUUCUGUUUAAUAGUUCUCAAUCAUGUUAUUUUUCUCAAUUUUUCUGAAGAGUAUCUUAUCAUUUCUUUUUUUCUGUAUUCCCAACUCACCUUGACAUUUCUGAAUUGUUGACCCAGCAAGAAACUUUGCAUACCCUCUGACUGGUAUUUCAUAUUUUUGGGAGAAAAAAAACGUUUCGAAAAUUUGUGAAUUAUUAUGUGAAAAAA